GUUGCUCGGUGCGUGCAGGAUUCCAGCAGUACCGGGGAGAUGUUGCACACGGUGAGGCCAGGCCUCCUCAGGCACUGCUCCAUGGGGUGUUUCCGCAGAUUCUACCACGGAGACAAAGUGGCCACUAUCGGGACCAAGCCGGACUCAAACACCCCUGUUUACCAGGAAAGCUAUGAAAGGAUGGAAGCACUAGUAACGGAACUCAAAGAGAGAUCUCAAAAGAUACGUUUUGGAGGAGGGGAUAAGGCCCGAGCACUUCAUACUUCAAGAGGGAAAUUGUUACCCAGAGAAAGAAUUGAUAGGCUUAUUGAUCCAGGAUCGGCCUUCCUGGAGUUUUCUCAGUUUGCUGGUUACCAGUUAUAUGGUAAUGAGGAGGUACCUGCUGGGGGCAUUAUUUCUGGUAUAGGACGAGUGUCUGGGGUAGAGUGUCUGAUUGUAGCCAAUGAUGCAACCGUGAAAGGUGGAUCUUAUUACCCAAUUACUGUGAAGAAACAUCUCAGAGCACAAGAAAUUGCAAUGCAGAAUCACCUCCCUUGUGUAUACUUAGUGGAUUCUGGAGGAGCAAAUCUCCCUCGACAAGCAGAAGUUUUUCCUGAUCGGGAUCACUUUGGGCGAAUUUUUUACAACCAAGCAAGAAUGUCUUCUCAAGGGAUAUCUCAGAUUGCAGUGGUUAUGGGAUCCUGUACAGCUGGUGGAGCUUAUGUCCCAGCUAUGGCUGAUGAAAGUAUAAUUGUGCGCAAACAAGGAACCAUUUUCCUGGGUGGCCCACCAUUGGUAAAAGCUGCAACUGGAGAAGAAGUGUCAGCAGAAGACCUGGGUGGGGCAGACCUUCACUGCAGGAAGUCUGGAGUGACAGAUCAUUAUGCUUUAGAUGAUACUCAUGCUCUUCAUCUUGCUCGGAAAACCGUGAGGAGCUUGAACUACAAGAAGACCUUAGAUGUGACUGUGGAGAAGCCAGAAGAUCCUCUUUUUCCUGCGGAUGAAUUAUAUGGAAUUGUCGGUGCUAACUUAAAAAAGAAUUUUGAUGUGCGAGAGGUCAUUGCUCGGGUUGUGGAUGGAAGCAAAUUUGAUGAAUUUAAGGCAUUAUAUGGAGAUACCCUAAUAACAGGGUUUGCCAGGAUAUACGGUUACCCAGUUGGUAUUAUUGGAAAUAAUGGAGUUCUUUUCUCAGAAUCUGCAAAAAAGGGGACCCACUUCAUUCAGCUUUGUUGUCAAAGAAAUAUACCUCUCAUUUUCUUGCAGAAUAUUACAGGUUUUAUGGUCGGCCGAGAUUAUGAAGCUGGAGGGAUAGCAAAGGAUGGAGCAAAGAUGGUGACUGCAGUGGCUUGUGCUAAUGUGCCCAAAAUAACUGUCAUCAUUGGAGGUUCUUAUGGGGCUGGAAACUACGGCAUGUGUGGCAGAGCUUACAGCCCUCGGUUCUUAUACAUGUGGCCAAACGCCCGCAUCUCUGUAAUGGGCGGUGAACAAGCCGCAACUGUAUUGGCUACAAUUGCAAAAGACCAGAAAGCAAGAGAAGGGAAACAGUUCUCUGAGCAGGAAGAAGCCGCUCUGAAGGAACCCAUCGUUAGGAGGUUUGAAGAAGAGGGGAAUCCGUAUUAUUCAAGUGCACGAUUGUGGGAUGAUGGAAUAAUUGAUCCUGCUGAUACCAGGUUGGUUCUGGGACUAAGUCUGAGCGCAGCUUUAAAUGCUCCGACGCAGAAAACACAAUUUGGAGUUUUCAGAAUGUGAUGAAGUUCUGAGUAUAAUGUCAACGUUGGAAUCAGGAGACCUCGGACAUCCCGAUCUAUUAAUAUAUCAUUGUAAAAUAAAAUCUUUUAUAUA
This is a messenger RNA of Xenopus laevis (African clawed frog), 1821 nucleotides long. RefSeq names its product methylcrotonyl-CoA carboxylase subunit 2 S homeolog (gene mccc2.S). Lineage: Eukaryota; Metazoa; Chordata; Amphibia; Anura; Pipidae. Gene Ontology annotation, molecular function: ligase activity; methylcrotonoyl-CoA carboxylase activity. Gene Ontology annotation, biological process: L-leucine catabolic process. Gene Ontology annotation, cellular component: methylcrotonoyl-CoA carboxylase complex; mitochondrion. The record is from RefSeq and is marked provisional.